This is a messenger RNA of Ostreococcus tauri, 1125 nucleotides long. Its product is annotated as unnamed product. The record is from RefSeq and is a predicted model, not a curated record. The coding region runs from base 1 to 1125 and encodes 374 amino acids. Lineage: Eukaryota; Viridiplantae; Chlorophyta; Mamiellophyceae; Mamiellales; Bathycoccaceae. The transcript has a single exon.
AUGUGUGAUGACGUCUCUACCCUUGACACCGCGCUCACCAAGGCGUGCGAAUCGAUCGGAUGUCCUUGGUAUGUCGACAUGAUUGUCGAAUGCGCCUCCUCGGAAAAACUCCCGCUCGCCCGAGACCUCCUCCUCGAUAGCGUCGACGAUGAUUGGACGACGCGCGCUAAGAAGCUGCUCGUGGACGAGUGCGGUGUGUCACCGCGAGAUGCCGAGGCUUUAGUAGAUGAGGUGCUUUCGCGAGCAUCGGACGAGAGACGCGCCAGAUACGGCUCUGGCGACGGGUCCACGAAGGGCGAGAAAGAGAAGACCAUCCACGGGGACGCGCGCGAUUAUAUUCGUGGCGCGCGCGGUAUUUAUGAUGAGAAAUUUCUCGAGCUGGUGGAACCGCUCUAUGAUUUGCACAUGGGCGUUGAGAACAUGGGACCGCUUCUGUACGCCCUUUGUCGAUUCGUCAAGCCUCGGCGAAUACUCGAAGUCGGCGCUGGUUACACGAGCAUGUUCCUCCUACAGGCGCUCGUAGACAACGAAGAUGAGAUAGAACGCUACCACACGAUGAUCGAGCGCGAUGCCGCGCGUCUGGGUGACGUGCCGUGGGCGGUGAAUGACUACGACUACAGCGCGAGAGACGCAAGACUGCACAUCGUUGAUAACUGUGCUCACGAGCACACGACGGCGCACAAAGUCACUGAUAUUGCCGAGACGCUCGGAUACCGACAUUUCCUCCACGUUCACAUCACGGACGCGUUCGACAAAGAGCUACCAAGCACUCUGGCGGUAUCAGAGACGCAGUACUUUGACUUAUUGUGGAUCGAUCUCGGAGCUGCGAACAGGAUUGAAGGCUUCUUCGAAGACUGGUGGCACCGCGUCGACGCAGAAGGUGGGCUCGUCAUCGUCCACAGUACGCUGACAAACUCGCUUUCUCGAGUCUGGCUCGAGCGAAUGCGGCGCCUGGCAAGCAACGGCGGGCGUGAUGAUGACGGUUCAACGCCGUUUGGUCCUUUCGUGACAAUAUCAUUCCUUGAGCCGUGCAAGGUGUUCCAAAAUUCGUGUUCCAUCUUUCAGAAGCGGGGCGGUGCGCACGGUGGUGAGUGGACCGAGCGUGUGCUCACGAAAUACCCUUGA